This is a messenger RNA of Morus notabilis, 2410 nucleotides long. RefSeq names its product aspartokinase 2, chloroplastic. The record is from RefSeq and is a predicted model, not a curated record. Gene Ontology annotation, cellular component: chloroplast stroma. Gene Ontology annotation, molecular function: aspartate kinase activity. The transcript has 14 exons. Bases 446 to 2134 code for a protein of 562 amino acids. Gene Ontology annotation, biological process: amino acid biosynthetic process. NCBI's taxonomy places the organism in Eukaryota, Viridiplantae, Streptophyta, Magnoliopsida, Rosales, Moraceae.
AGGGAGGCGGCGAGUAUUGGGUUAAAGAUUUGAUAUUUACAAAUUACAAACAUCAAUUAAAUUUUCCUCUCUCUCUCUCUCUCUCUCCUCUCUAUUACAUUCUUUCCGAGAGAGGGAGAAACGUUGAAGCUUGCUCGCGGUCUAAAGUGGACGGCGGCCUAGCUCUCUCUCUCUCUCUCUCUCGCAUAAACCCUAAAGCACCUUCUUCUACCUCCAUUGUUGAAGCUCUGAUCUUUUUUUGUUGGAGUCAAUUUUUGCCAUUCAUUUCUUGGCAGCUCGGUAUUUUGAACGUUGAGCUGCUGAAAAAGAUUGUUGUUUCUGUUUAUCGGAAACUCUGAGAAACAAAAUCCCCAAAUCUGAAGAAACAAUUGCAUUUUGAUUCAAAUUCGUCGAAAAACCUUUGUCGCAAUAAUAACUAUAAGUCAGAUUCAACUCUUUUAUAAGAAUGGAGACCUCAUUGCAGUAUUGUGGAGCCUCCUCAUGGAAGUCUCUGCAACAACCACCUGCGUCGUCUCAUCGCCUCCAUUUCUCAACUUCUGUGUCUUCCAACUACAAGGGAUGGUGUACAAUUGCCAAAAAACAGUCUUGUAGGAGUGGAGUUUUAAGAGUCAGUUGCGAAGCUGGAGGAGUUGUGGAUGUGAUAGAAAGAAAAACCCAGUUGGAGAAUCCGAGUUUGGGUGAAAAUGAGAAGCAGUUUACGUGUGUCAUGAAGUUUGGAGGCUCGUCUGUUGCCUCUGCAGAGAGGAUGAAAGAAGUGGCUGAGCUUAUACUUAGUUUCCCAGAGGAGAGACCUGUCAUUGUUCUCUCCGCUAUGGGCAAGACAACCAACAAACUUUUGCUGGCUGGAGAGAAAGCUGUCAGUUGCGGCAUUACUAAUGUGUCCACUAUAGAGGAGUUGAGUUUCAUAAGAGAUUUGCAUCGCAGGACGGUCAAUGAACUUGGUAUGGAUAAGUCUACCAUCAAAACAUUUUUGGAAGAAUUGGAGCAACUUCUUAAGGGAAUUGCUAUGAUGAAGGAGUUGACAUUACGGACAAAAGACUAUUUGGUUUCAUUUGGAGAGUGCAUGUCAACAAGGAUUUUUGCAGCUUAUUUGAAUAAGAUUGGUGUUAAAGCCCGCCAAUAUGAUGCCUUUGAAAUUGGUUUUAUAACCACAGAUGACUUCACAAAUGCGGAUAUUAUGGAAGCCACCUAUCCAGCUGUUGCAAAAAGGUUACAUAGUGAUUGGAUAAAUGGUCCUGCAAUACCAGUCGUUACCGGCUUCCUUGGAAAGGGAUGGAGGUCAUGUGCGGUGACUACACUGGGUAGGGGUGGUAGUGAUUUGACAGCCACAACCCUUGGUAAAGCAUUGGGGUUGCGGGAAAUUCAGGUAUGGAAGGAUGUUGAUGGUGUUUUAACCUGUGAUCCUAACAUAUACCCUGGCGCAGAACCUGUCCCUUAUUUGACAUUUGAUGAAGCUGCUGAACUUGCAUACUUUGGUGCUCAGGUCUUGCAUCCACAGUCCAUGAGACCAGCUAGAGAAGGUGAUGUUCCUGUAAGGGUUAAGAAUUCUUAUAACCCUAAAGCUCCGGGCACUCUCAUCACCCGGACAAGAGAUAUGAGUAAGGCAGUACUUACUAGCAUUGUUUUGAAGCGGAAUGUGACCAUGUUGGAUAUUGUCAGCACUCGCAUGCUUGGUCAAUUUGGUUUCCUUGCUAAGGUGUUUUCAAUUUUUGAAGAUUUGGGCAUAUCCGUAGAUGUUGUAGCUACUAGUGAAGUUAGUAUAUCUUUGACAUUGGAUCCCUCAAAGCUUUGGAGCAGAGAGCUUAUUCAGCAGGCAAGCGAACUUGACCAUGUCGUGGAAGAACUGGAGAAAAUUGCUGUCGUCAACCUUCUUCAGCACAGAUCAAUCAUCUCUCUCAUUGGGAACGUGCAGAGAUCAUCGUUAAUACUUGAAAAGGUAUUCAACGUUCUUCGAACUAAUGGAGUCAAUGUUCAGAUGAUAUCUCAAGGCGCAUCCAAGGUCAACAUCUCGUUGAUUGUAAACGACGAUGAAGCAGAGCAGUGUGUUAGGGCUCUUCACCAGGCUUUCUUUGAGAGCGACAUCUCUGAACUGGGUUCUAAGUCAGAGAACGGUGCUGUUCUCUCAUUGUUAUAAAAGGGGCAUUCGAUUCUUUCAUAUGUCAUGUUGAAACUAAAUAUCGCAAGAAAUUUUGCAUUUUAGUUCAUCAGUUUUUGUCCGACGGGAAGUUGUCUCUUGUUAACCGUCAUCUCAUCCGUCAGAUUAGGAUCGAAGAUGUGGCAUUAUUUCCCAUUGUUGUAAUCUGGUAUUACUGUAAUGGCUAGUUCUUUUAGACUUAGGCUUGGAACAUUCAUAUUGUUGCGUUUUGUUUCUUCAAUGAGUAAUAAUAUAGGGUCUAUUAUUGAACUUCUA